UCUGAUACUCCUGGACUGCUAGAAUCAGACCAAAAUAGUACGCAUAUCAAAAGUUCCUAGCGCGCUGUAAACACUUAGUUCGUUUUCAAUCGGAUUAAAUCCAUUACUGUUGCAAUAGCUAUUUUAAAGUUGUUUGGUGAAAGACAAACUUGUGCGUUUUUCUAAAUUAUCUAAAAUGUCUUGCAAAAAGGGUGCAAAUUGGACGGAAGGAGAAACGCGAACAUUUCUUGAAUUAGUAACAGAAAAGAGCAUUUUAAGUAUAAUGGAUGGGAAGAAACAUCGACACAUAGAAAUUUUUCGAAUGCUAGUACCCGAAAUGCAAACAAGAGGUUAUGAUAAAACGGCCGAGCAAAUGAAGUUGAAAUUAAAAAAUUUAAGAACAGCAUAUAUGAAAUGCAAAAGAGAUAAUAAUGUCAGUGGUGCUGCUCCCUCAACGUGCCCAUUCUAUAACGAGUUAGAUGUAUUAUAUGGAAGCAGGCCAUGUGCCUUAGGUAGCAGCAGUAAUCAAGUUGGAAUUGACACUGCAGAAAUAAAUAAUAAAGAAGAUAUUGAAGAGGAUGACGAAAUAUGUACAUUAGAUGUUGAAGAGGGUGACGAAAUUCUAAAUGAAGAUGAAGAAAAUAAAGCCCCACCAGCCAAAAAGAAAAAACAAACAAAAACUGGAAGAAGAAGCUAUGAAAUCAUGUUGCAGAGUCAUAAUGAUAAGUGGUUGGAAAAUCAAAAAGAUUUAUUUAACAGUAUCGCAAACAAACAAAUAGAAUUCCAAAAAUAA
Messenger RNA from Wasmannia auropunctata (little fire ant), 772 nucleotides. Its product is annotated as zinc finger and SCAN domain-containing protein 29-like. The transcript is spliced from 3 exons. Lineage: Eukaryota; Metazoa; Arthropoda; Insecta; Hymenoptera; Formicidae. Bases 176 to 772 code for a protein of 198 amino acids. The record is from RefSeq and is a predicted model, not a curated record.